CGAGCUCCGGCGAGCUCCGGGCGGCUGCGGAGGCAUGCUAGGGGAUAGACCCUGGGCCCGGGGGGUCUCUCCCCCUGGCCGCUCUCUGCUCCUCCUCCAGUGCCUGCUGCUGCUCCGAGCCCCCGCCGGCCUGCUCGGGGACCAGACCCGCCGGGUGUCUCUGGAGGUUAUCCCAGGACUGACGGACCCCUCACAAAACCUGUUGCACAUCCGGGCUGUGGGAGCCAACUCUACAAUUCACUACAUCUGGAGCAGCCUGGGACCCCCAGCUGUGCUCUUUGUGGCCACAAACACCCCUCACAGUGUCCUGAGUGUCAACUGGACCUGCCUGCUGUCUCCAGCACCUGAAGGGAGCCUGACUGUGCUCCCUGCUGAUAGUGUUCAAUUUUCCUCAGCCUUCAUCUUCCCCAGGCUGUUUGAAUUUGACGGUACCAACAGUUCAGAAGUAAAGACCGGGUCCCUGAGAAAGUCUUACCCACCCUACCUCCUGGCCGACUUCUCCUGGGAUGAUGUCAACAGCACGCUUGACCCCACUACCCUGAGUGCCACAUUCCAGGGUCGACCUUCAGAGGACCCCUUGGGAGCCUUCACCAAUGGCAGCCUCGCAUUCAAGGUUCGUGCUUUCUCUGGUUCUGGUCGUCCAGCUGGUCUCCCUCGACUCUUGCAUACAGCAGACACCUCCCAGCUAGAGCUGGUUCUGUCUGGGGCUGUUCCUCGUGGAAACCACUCCCUUUUUGGGCUGGAGGUGGCAACUCCAGUCUUGGAUUCCCAGUGCCCCCAGCUAAAGGAGCAAGAAUCCAUCGAUGAUGAAUAUUGCCCUGCAGUAUUCCAGAUGAAUCAGUUACUGUGGCAUUCCCCACCAGAAGGCUUCCUGCAGUGGCGGCCAGUAGCCUUCUCACAGAAGCAGCCAACUCUUAAAACAGCCCUUCCCUGCCAAGUGUCCCAUCCCAGUCCUACCUUGGCUACCCUAGUUCCACAGUCACCUAUUGUCAGAGCCUUCUUCAGCUCCCCCGUUAACUUCUGCACCUUCAACCUGACAUUUGGAGACUCUGCUGAUCCAGCCUAUGAGGACCAUCGCUACCUCACUUGGUCAGCUCUCUUGGGCAUAGGAAUCCCCCCAGUGGAUUCCUUCUCACCUCUGCUCCUGGGAAUAAUGGUGGUCGUUCUGGGGGCCCCUGGGCUUCUGCUGGUAGGAGGGGGCCUGAUCCUUCUGCUACUACGACAUAGACGCUACUCAGAGUAUGAACCAAUCAACUGAGGUUCUGAUCUCCCCACAAGUGCCUUUCCAGAUGCUCCUCCCUUCACCACACUAUAUUGAGAACAGGGAUUCACCUUGGAAUAAGGAAGACAGGACAUCAUGCCUCCUAUUCGUCUAUUUCUGGCCCCCAGUCUUCAUGUUAAUACCAAUGUCCCUAAUUCCUUUCCUUUUUUUUUUUAAACUGAACCUUCAAGCCUCAAUUUCUUCAGGUCUCCCCUGGACAAGGGAACAUCAGGAGAACUGGUUAAUGAUGAAAGGGGGAUGGAGCACCUAAAUUCUAGUCUAAUAUUGGUCCUCUUGGAUCCCUUUUCUUCCCAUUCUUUUCCAGUAUUUGGGUUGGGAGUGUGAGCCUUAUACCUGGAUCAAAGCAUUGAGAAGCCCAACUCCUGAUCUUUGGGUUCCUAGAGGGGUAAAGAUGAAAUAUAUACUUAUUUUUUCAA
Molecule: messenger RNA, 1698 nt
Organism: Dromiciops gliroides (monito del monte)
Lineage: Eukaryota; Metazoa; Chordata; Mammalia; Microbiotheria; Microbiotheriidae
Gene: GLMP
Product: glycosylated lysosomal membrane protein
Exons: 6
Coding region: 35-1258 (407 amino acids)
Cellular component (GO): lysosome
Source: RefSeq, a predicted model, not a curated record